AUGCUCAACAAGGUUGGCAAAAAAGCCCCGGUGGUCGCUAGAUUCUCAACUGUUGGUGGUGAAAGAGGCUUGCCAGAUACCGCUAGAGACCCUUGUGGUUUCUUAGUCAAGAUCAAGACCGAGGAAAGCCCAUCGAAUUUCCGCGGCAACAAAGGAAAAGGGCCGGACAUAUCAGACGACGUACCCGAGGAAACCACUUUCCAACCUCGACUCACCGGCCGUGUCAUUGGUUCGUCGUCGCAAAACUGGCGCCGAACAGAGUCUGCUCCUCAUCUUGCCGAGAAAGAUGCUCCCCAACCACCACCACCUCAACAGCUUGGACAAUCCGAUAUCACCAGCCUUGUUGAGGAGAUGAGAUUCAGACGUGAACUGGACAGUGCACGACUGGAGGAAGACCGCGCGCGACAAGAGGAGGAUCGGGCCCGCAGAUUGGCCGAAGAAAACAUCACUCACUGGCGUCAAGAGCUCGAUGAACAGGCCAAGAUCUCAUCAAUCGUUAACUCGGCGAUCAACAAGCUUGAUACCGAGGACAUACUCAAGCCGGACGGAUCAAACGUGCGAAGAUGGGAAGAUGCACUCAGACUCACGGCUUUUGAGCGCUUCCACGAUCAACACUUCUUCACACCUGGAGAAGACAAGGUUGUCGACCCUUACUAUGAAGCGAUAGCGCGGGGCAUCAUCCAUUCGUCCGUUCAUGCCGACCUCUCAUAUGACCUGGUGGACUACGACAACUCGGCAGCUGUUUACGAACACCUUCUUUCGAAAUUUUGA
This is a messenger RNA of Puccinia triticina, 771 nucleotides long. RefSeq lists its product as uncharacterized. Gene Ontology annotation, biological process: response to hydrogen peroxide; hydrogen peroxide catabolic process. The transcript is spliced from 2 exons. Gene Ontology annotation, molecular function: catalase activity; heme binding. Bases 1 to 771 code for a protein of 256 amino acids. Lineage: Eukaryota; Fungi; Basidiomycota; Pucciniomycetes; Pucciniales; Pucciniaceae. The record is from RefSeq and is a predicted model, not a curated record. Gene Ontology annotation, cellular component: cytoplasm; peroxisome; mitochondrion.